Molecule: messenger RNA, 3231 nt
Organism: Zingiber officinale
Lineage: Eukaryota; Viridiplantae; Streptophyta; Magnoliopsida; Zingiberales; Zingiberaceae
Exons: 16
Coding region: 359-2869 (836 amino acids)
Source: RefSeq, a predicted model, not a curated record
UCAGUUCCUUCAGUCUCCUAUAAAUGAAGUAGCGGAGGGAGUUAUCCGGCCCUUCUCUGUCGCCUCUUCUCAUCUGUUUACUCCAAGUCCUCCGCUUCCUCCUUCGGUCUGCUACGAUCCCUCCUACGCAAUGCAUCUUCUCCCUGCAAGUGCAGAUCGCUCCACGAGUUAGGGUUUGGUUCUCGAACCCCUAUCGCACCGCUGCGAAACCCUAGGACCCUUCUCGCCUUCGAACCCCCUUUGAAGGCUCGAGUAACCUUUUUGGGACGCGGAAGCUUGUUUUGUUGCGUUCUUCUUCUUAGGUGGCGGGGCUGAUUCCGAUCCGCCCCUCAGGAUCGAAACCAGCUCGGUCGGUUCCAUGGAGACUGCUGCGGGUCUUAACAGAGCCAUUCCGGCGUCCUCCUCCAAUUCUUCAAGGAAGGAGUGGCGCGCCAUGCCGGACGUCCCCUAUCGGAGCAAUGGAGGCGAGGAGCUGGAGCAUGUUGAUACUACCCAAUCAGCCGAGAGAACAAUACAUGAGGUGCAGGUUGGUGUAGGGACGUACGAUGCAGGCUUCUGUUCAAUUACAAUUGAUAAUGGCGAUGAUAUGUUGCAGCGGAAGCUGCAAGAGAUCACAAGUUUGAGAGAACAGCUUCAGCAGAUGGAGAUUGAACUAGCUAGGGCAAUUGCCAGGUCUGAGAUGAUGGAAUUGCAGAAUAGUUUUGAAGUUAAGCUUAAGGAGCGGAUUGAUAGCAAUAACAACCUGAAGGAGCAACUUCAUGAAAGGGAACAACACAUACUUGAACUCGAGAGGAAAGUCGAAGAUAAAGACAGGGAGCUACGAACUAUGAAAAUUGACAGUGAAGCUGCAUGGGCUAAAGAGGACCUUCUUCGGGAGCAAAAUAAAGAAUUAGCCAGCUUCAGAAGGGAGCUUGAUAACACUGAAGCAGAAAGAGCACAACAUCUUAGCCAAAUUUGCGAUCUCCAAGAACACAUUCAAGGGAAAGACAGUCAAAUUCUUGCAUUGCAGGAGCAGAAUCAACUUGCACAAGAAACGAUUCAUUUUAAGGAUGAACAAUUGAGGGAGGCACACUCAUGGAUUUCACGUGUUCAAGAAAUGGAUGCUUUGCAUACCUCCACUAACCAGUCAUUGCAAGCUGAGCUACGAGAGCGCACUGAGCAGUUUAACCAAUGCUGGAUCGGUAUCCAACGACAGUUUGUUGAAAUGGAUCGCCAUCAUAUGCAAGUCAUACAACAACUUCAACUGGAGUUGUCUGAGGCAAGGGAAAGUGCUGGAAAAUACAAAGAUAACCAACAAGUUAAUCCUGCAAACUCCAUGGAUUCAUCUUCUUAUAAUGCAAACCAGAUUAAUGUAAAAGAUGACAUCAAAUCAAAUGCUCUGUUGGGGUUCAUAUCUGAUGCAAGUGUAGAUGGAACUACAGCGUAUAUUUCAACUUCAAAUUCUUCUUCUAAGAGUGAGCAUGGCCCUGGUGUUCCUCUCCUGCAAUCAUCUCUAAUUGGAACAAAUGGCUUCAUUUCUCCUGGACAAAUUGCCCCUGUGCAUUCUUAUGUGCUGAAUCCCUCAAGUGUUCCGGUCACUACGGCACUCACCAAUUCACAUAUUCCAAAAUCCCACAUGGAUCAUUAUCAAUCAAUGCCUACCAUUCCAAAUCAUCAACCAUUACAAAAACAGCUGGUACUGGCCCUUUCAGAUGUAUCUCAGACACCUAACCAGAGUAAGGGUUCAUCAAAUCAAACAGAGCACACUCUUAUAGGACCAGAUGCUCAUUAUAGCUUCAAUCUACAUGGUGAAAUACAGUCUGUCCUCCCGGAGAAUCUUAGCAGCCACAGUGAAAAACAAGUGUCUAUCCAUUCAGGCAACAGUUCAGGUGAAGUUCAGGUGCUCAAAUCCAGUGUUAGACAGGCCCCAGCUACCCAACAGCCUCAAGGUGCACUGGAUGAACAUUCUCAUUUGGAUUUUGCAAGAGAAUACUGCCCACCAGAGAAGAAGACAGAAACUAAGACUGAACACAUUUUACCCAAUGGGAGUCAAUCCCAGGAAGAGGUGUUGAAAUCUGGACAACAGUGCCCUAUUCCUGGCAACGCACAAACUUUGCUACUUAGUAAAACACCAUUAGAGCCCAAGCUUCUAGAUGAACGAUCACUUUUGGUUUGCAUUGUUCGGGCAAUUCCUGCUGGAUCAGAUGGCAAAAUCAGAAUCAGUACAACACUUCCAAAUAGGCUUGGUAAAAUGCUGUCCCCCCUACAUUGGCAUGACUACAAGAAACAAUAUGGAAAGCUUGAUGAUUUUGUUGCUCGUCACCCUGAAUUAUUUGUUAUUGAAGGGGAUUUUAUUCACUUACGUGGAGGAGCACAACAAAUCAUAUCUGCAACAGCAGCUGUUGCCAAAGUUGCUGCUGCUGCUUCUGCUUCUGCUUCUUCUGCUCCUUAUACAUCUUUACUACCUUCCGUUGCUGUCACGCCAGUGGCUCAAGUCAAUCGCCAAAAAAUGUCACAAUCAGUUGAAUCAAAAGCUGUGAGCUCUGUGCCUUAUGCAGAUGACACUGCAGUGGGUAAUGCAGGAACCCAAUGUGACAGCUGCACCCACAUUUCAACAAGACAAGAUGUCCAUCCAAAUGAUGUCAGAUCAAAUAUUGUUCAAGGACUGUCAGACUUAAGUAUUUUUAAUAAAUUAAAAAAUGUGCAAGAGGUUAGUGGCUUACCAUCUGAAAUCAAACUUGGAAAUUCAUCAGUGGACUCUGCAGUUAGAAAUACAUCAAACCAUGAUAGCAACAUUUUGCAAAACAAAGGGAUGGGCAAUGGAAGACGUAGCUUCGGAGGGAAGCAGCAGGGGAGGUUCUCUGGUUCUGGCUUGAAUUCCCGGCCAUAGUAAGCGUAGCUUGUCAUCAUUUUCUUCUUCAGGAGGAUGAUGAUCUACUGAUCAGUGGUUAGUUGCUGUGGAACAGAAGCUUGAUGGCCCGUUCCAAACCCCUACGCUUUUCCCUACAUGCUGAAUUUUUGUUCUGAGUUUGUGCCCAGAUUCAUGAUUGGAACUGAUACGCAAAGGAGGAAAAAGGAGAAAAAUUAUGCAACUAUUAGUAUUUAAUUCUUGGAGAGCUUGAUAGAUUGGUUACAUGUUAUUAGCACCUGGUCUCGGUUUCAAUUCACUUCACAAUUUAUUUACCUUCUUUUUAAGUGAAUUAUAGUCAACUUGUUUAAUUGCAAUUUUAUAUGGUCCUUGCCAUUUCAUAA